Molecule: messenger RNA, 1102 nt
Organism: Serinus canaria (Common canary)
Lineage: Eukaryota; Metazoa; Chordata; Aves; Passeriformes; Fringillidae
Gene: S100A10
Product: S100 calcium binding protein A10
Exons: 4
Coding region: 137-430 (97 amino acids)
Cellular component (GO): cytoplasm
Source: RefSeq, a predicted model, not a curated record
GUGCCCCCCCGCGCCCCCCGGUCCGGCCCGCCCCCGCCGUGCCUAUCCCGGGCCGGACCGCGCCCCGGCACUGCCCGCACCGCCACCGGCACCGAGCACCGAGUCCCGCACGGAGUUUUGGCAGCCCCAGGGCAGGAUGCCGUCGCAGCUGGAGCACGCCAUGGAGACGCUGAUGUUCACCUUCCACAAGUACGCGGGGGACAAGGAGCACCUGGCCAAGGAGGACCUCAGGGCACUGAUGGACAAGGAGUUCCCGGGGUUCCUCGAGAACCAGCGGGACCCCAACGCCCUGGAUCGCAUCCUGCGGGACGUGGAGCAGAGCCGCGAUGGCCGCGUUGGCUUCCAGGGCUUCUUCUCGCUGGUGGCCGGGCUGACCAUCGCCUGCAACGACUACUUCGUGCAGCACAUGAAGCAGCGCGGCCGCCGCUGAGACCCCCACCCACCCAUGGGUGCCCCCCACCCACCUACCCGGGGUGUCACCCCAAACCCGCCUUGGAUCCUGUCCCAACCCUACAUGUGUGCCCUGAUCCCCCUUUGGGGUUCUGACCCCUCCCCAAAGGUCCUGAACCCCUCCCGAGGGGCUGAGACCCCCCCCACCCCGGGGGGGUUGAGACCCCCACCCAUGGGUGCCCCCCACCCACCCACCCGGGGGUGUCACCCCAAACCCGCCUUGGAUCCUGUCCCAACCCUACACGUGUGCCUUGAUCCCCCUUUGGGUCCUGACCUCCCCCACAGGGAAGGUGAGACCCCCCCCCCCCAAAGGGGUGAUGGACCCCUCCCCACCCAUGGGUGCCCCCCACCCAUCUUGGGGUGCCCCUCACCCACCUGGGGGUGUCACCCCAAACCCACCUCAGAUCCAGUCCCAACCCUAAAUGUGUGCCCUGAUCCCCCUUUGGGGUUCUGACCCCUUCCCCCCAAGGGCCCUGAGCCCACCCGGGGGGUCCUGACCCCCCCCCCCCCAUUGCAAGCUGAGACCCCCCCCCCCACCCAUGGGUGCCCCCCACCCACCCAGGGGUGUCACCCCAAACCCUUGGACAUCCCCUUGACCCUAAAUGUGUGCCCUGACCCCACUUUGGGGUCCUGACCCCCCCUUGAGUGCCCC